Messenger RNA from Rotaria sp. Silwood1, 1182 nucleotides. Lineage: Eukaryota; Metazoa; Rotifera; Eurotatoria; Philodinida; Philodinidae. The record is from the annotation of a GenBank genome assembly.
AUGCAAUUGAAACGAUCAUCUGGAAUAUUGCUACAUAUAACAUCACUACCAUCAUCAUAUGGAAUUGGUGAUGUUGGUCCAGAAGCUUUUAAAUUUAUUGAUUUUUUAGUUGAAACAAAACAAAAAUUGUGGCAAACAUUACCUAUAUAUCCAAUCAAUUCUCCAUCACCGUAUUCAAGUUUAUCAGCAUUUGCAGGUAAUUCAUGGUUAAUAUCACCAGAUAAAUUAUUAGAAGCUAAUUUAAUAUCAAAAGAUGAUUUAAAAUCAAUUGAUCGAUCAAAAUUUAACAAUGCAUAUUCUUCAGAAAUUUUAAAUGAUUUUUUUCAACGUGAAAAAUAUUGGAUUGAUAAUUUUACAUUAUUUAUGACAAUCAAAGAAAAAUAUAAAAAUAGUACAUGGUCCGAUUGGCCUGAACCUUUACGUCGUCGUGAACAAACUGCAUUACAAAGGAUUCGUAAACUCAAAAAAGAUCGUAUAAAAUAUUAUUUGUUUGUUCAAUAUAUAUUUGAUCAACAAUGGAAUGACUUAAAAAAAUAUGCAAAUGAUUCUAACAUAAAAAUAAUUGGUGAUAUUCCUAUGUAUAUUGAUUAUGAUUCAGUUGAUGUUUGGGCAAAUUCUCAUAUAUUUCAAUUAGAUCACAAUGAUACCAUGAAACCAACUGUUAUAGCAGGUGUUCCACCUGAGCAUAAAUCAGAUAUACUACAAAAUUGGAAUAUGCCAAUCUAUGAUUGGAAUAAUAAAAAUGCUAGACAAGAUUUAUUUGAUUGGUGGAUAAAACGUUUACGUAGAACAUUGUCAAUUGUUGAUUUAGUUAGAAUUGAUCAUUUUCGUGGUCUAGAAUCACAUUAUGUUAUGCCAGUUGAUAUUGAAACACAAGAACUAAAUAUUUCACAAGCACAUUGGGUUAAAACACCUGGCCAUGAAUUAUUGACAGCUGUAACAGAAUCACUUGGUUCAGAUAUUCCAUUAAUUGUGGAAGAUUUAGGUAAUGUUACACCAGAAGUAUUUGAAUUACGUGAUCGUUUUCAAUUAUUUGGCAUUAAAAUUUUACAAAUGGGAUUUUAUCAGGAUUCAGAUAAUAUUUAUUCUCCCCAUAAUUAUAUUCCAAGUUCAAUUGCAUAUACAGGUUUUUAUCGUAUUAUUUUGAUUAUAAAUAGGACAACUACUUUUACAACUUUAUAA